Messenger RNA from Fusarium verticillioides 7600, 7935 nucleotides. RefSeq lists its product as hypothetical. Gene Ontology annotation, cellular component: fungal-type cell wall. The record is from RefSeq and is a predicted model, not a curated record. NCBI's taxonomy places the organism in Eukaryota, Fungi, Ascomycota, Sordariomycetes, Hypocreales, Nectriaceae. The transcript has 6 exons. Gene Ontology annotation, biological process: cell adhesion. Bases 1 to 7935 code for a protein of 2644 amino acids.
AUGCUUCUUCAACGCCUCAAGCCACUUUUGGCCCUUGCCUUAGUGGCUGCAGUAGCUGGUGCGAAGACAGGUCCACUGCGUCCUGUCUGCCCCGAAGGGAGGAGGGUCAUCCAGACCCAGCCCAUCAUGAUCGUUGAUGGGUCAUCCACUUUGUAUGAGACCUUGACAAAUACUUUCAUGAUCCCAAACGAUGCUGCAUAUACCAGCAUCACUAUCUAUGGUGAUGGAAAUGCAACCAUAUUCAACAUCCCGCCUACGGGUUUCGGAGGGAUAUCGCCUGUCGUUACGGUCAUAAUCAUGACGACAAUUCCUACUGGCGCCCCAAUUGGCCUUAUAACAAGUGAACGUGAUGGCAUGACUCUGGCGCCUGUUUACACGGGCAGAACAUCAACCGCGGUCAUCGGACGACCAGAAUAUCGGUCUAGUCAUGGUCACAAAACUCAAGUUUCGGCAACACAGAUGCUUCAGUCUCUUGAGUCGCAAGGAAGCUUAAAAGCUCCUGGAGCCAAGAAUCCUCACAAUUCUCCUGUCGUCACCACUCGGAUGUCGAUGUCAUCGCCCCCUGAGGAUGCAAGUUCCACCAAUGAAUCACCGGGAACUGAUGACCUUAUCUCAUCAAAAGCAACGGGAAAGGCUUUCUCAAGUCAGCCGGCGACCACUACUAUGAGACGACUGAACACAGAUACCAUCACACCUCUGACAGCUUCCUCUGUUAUGACACAGCUGUCACCAGACUCUGUCACCAGACUCGACAGAGUCCGGGGUUCACAGUAUAAGGGGCAGUACAGAUACGACAUGGCUCACACAUAUUACUCUGGAGGAACAGGGAUUGUAUUUACUGAAUCAUCAACAAGCAUUGGUAGUGAUCUGCCAACCACUAUUUCUACCAGGCCUCCUCCCAGAGUGACCACUGGCACUGGAACUGAUGCCACCGCUGUUGUCGGUACAGAUACUUCUCGAAAUGCGCAAAGCGACACUGUGUCUUCUGUUCUAUUUGUCUUGCCAGUCUCUUUCAUCGCACCAAAGAACCACUUUCCUUUAGUCUCUCCUUGGGCACCUUCAGCCUCUAACUCCCCGACCUCUACUGCAGAGACUGCUAUGGACACGGAUAGUAGUAUCACCAUGAGCACAGAGACUUCAACGAGGGCCUCUCAAGUAAUCCCUUUGCCUUCCAUAUCAUCCGCCUUUUCAGGUUCAUCCCUCUCACCAAAUACUACCGUCUCAACCGAGAGUAGUAGUAGUACCGUAUCUAGGAUUGAGAUUUCGACUAUGGCUUUUGAAGGAAGCUCUUCGUCUUCUGAGUUACAUGCCACUUCCAGCCUCCCCCCCUCGUUGAGCACUAUUAGCGCAGCUGAAACCAAGAGUAGUACCUUCAUAAGCACAGAGACUUCAACGAUGACCUCUCAGACAAGGUCUUUGACCGCCAAACCGUUCCCCUUUUCGAGUUCAUUCCUCUUUUCGAACACCACCUAUAUCAUCAAAGGCGAUACCUCGACAAAGUAUGCUACAGAAUCUGAUACAACCACGGAACACAGUACCAUUUUCAGCACGGAGACGCGACCUCUGACCUCUGAAACAAGCAGUGCAUCUGCCUCUUCAAAUUCCUUCCAGACUUUCGGUGUUAGUAGUUCAACUUCAGUUUCUACCUCAACACUCAUACAGACCUACAUGCAGGCUUCUGAGACCACCACCGUCUCUUUGAUCUCUUUUUUCUCCGACACAACUCUCCUCUCUAUUAUCUCCGUUUCAGCUACAGGCUCUACUUCGCCUCUUCAUAGUACAGAGCCUGUUACAGAAAGCGAUCGUAGAACUUCAACUAUUACAGAGACGUCAUCUGAGUCUUCCAUGAGCUCGAUUACGUCUCUUGGAGUGCCAACAAGUCUCAAUGGCGGUACCAUGACUGCAAGUCCCAUUGGAUCUAUAUCGCCUGGAGUGAGCAAUACAGGUACUAGGAGUACUACUGUGUCUACUACAGAUAUCUUCUCAGACCCUGGACCGAGCGGCUCGGUAAUCGUUCAGCAACUUGCCCAGUCUGUCAGGGAUACAACAAGCUCUAUCUCCGGUAGUGAUGGUACUACUGUGAUUACCACAGACGCUUCCUCAGAACCUGAGCUCAGUAGUUCCUUUAUCUUUCAGCAACUUCCUCCGUAUACCUUCAGUACAACAAAGGCCAUUUUUAGUACUGAUACUACUUACGAAGCCUCUUGGCAGACAUCCUCUGAGUCUGGCUUCAUGGGAACACCAUCUACCACAUCAACUAUUACGUCAUCUUCCUCUUUGACUUCAUCAAUCCCAGAUACCCCGACAAGCAGUACUACUGAUUAUGUCUCUACCUCUCAUACCACUAUCACCGUCUCGUUACAGAAGUCAUCUCCCUUUUCAUCCUCAGCAACCUCAGAUAUCUCGACAAAUAUUGCUCCUCGUUCAUCUGCCUCCACCAACCAGCGACAAGCUGAGUCUUCUGCUUACACAGCAUUCGCUACAUCAGUUGCUGAUAGUACUACUGCUUUCUCUACGAAGAGUCCUUCCGAGCCCGGUACUACAGAAACCUCAUCAAUUACCUUAUCUGACUUCUCUGCUUCAGGUGUUGACAGUACCAGUGCGACCUCUACGCAGAGUUCGCCUAGGCCUGGCACAACAGAAGUCGCAACCCUCGCCUUACCUAUCUCUUCUACCCCCGGUACUGAGAGUACCAGUGCGAUCUCUAUGCAGGAUUUAUCUGAGACUGGUACCGCAGAAGGCUCGUCGGUUACCUUACCUGUCUCGUCUACUUCAGCAAGCGUGGACGCCUCCAUGAGCGUUAUGGACUCUUACGAUUCAAUCUCGUACACGAUCGUGACUACGACCAAAGCCGGGACUGAUAGUGUCACUACCACAGCUAUCCCAUCUGAAUCUGACUCUUUUAGUGCGGUCCUGAUCAAAUUACCGGUCACAACGUCAUCAUACGCUAUCAGCUCAUCUUCUGACGACACACCUACGGCUACAACUAUAGUUACUGUGAUGCCUGUUAUGCAUACGCCUCCUGAUGAAACCACCUCUCUCGAAAUAACAACAUCGUCCGACGGAUCUACUUCUUCUGAGGGAGCAGCUUCGUCUCCAACAUCGAUAUCCUCGGUCGAAACCAUUCUUUCAGAUGGUCCUGUAUCCUCUUAUGGAAGUAUAUCCUUAGUUGUUAUCACAUCUACAGAUAGGACAGUCACAUCUGAGUCUACAACUACAGUGUUGCCCACUAUCAGUCCAUCUUCGGGUGGCGUUGCCUCCAUUGAUGAAACAUCUACAACACUUACUACCGUAUCGCCUCAUGAAUUUACGUCACCCGAUGGGUAUACAUCUGGUGAAUCUACAACCUCUGAUAGAUAUACAUCUUCUGAUGGUCUUGCCUCCUCUGAUGGAGCAACGAUAGCUACAAUCCUUGCUACCUCAAUAUCUGAUACCUCAAUGGCUUCUGGUGGAUCGACGAUGUCCGUAGGCUUUACCUCCCCUGACGAAACAACCGUUAAUACCGCAUCGUCUGGUGAACCUAUAUCUUAUAAUGGGUUCAUAUCUUCUAAAGAAACAGCUAUAUUUACAAUCCUUACUAUCGCAUCGCCUGAUAGGUUGACGUCUUCUGAUGGACCUACUUUGACUGAUACCUCGACUGAUACCUGGAUAUCUUCUGAUGAAUCCACAUCCCUUAACGGAAUAGGUGCAGCUUUAUCAGCCGCCACCACAUCGUCCAUCAGCACUACAGUUUUCGAUGAAUCAACUACAACUGCCUUGUCGCCUGCUCUAUCUGAUCAGGAAUCGAGUACUACCUUUCAUCAGUAUGAGUUGGCCAAUAGCACCUCGUACGACAGCACAGAUACUGCUGCGCUUACUACUUCGACAACUCCAACGUCAUCCGUCCAAACAGACACUGUCACCGUCUGCGAAUCCUGUCAAUGGGCUGCGUCCACAAGUACUAUAUCACCUUCAACCACAUGGGAUACGGGCAGUAUGGUUAUCUCUCCGGCAGGUCAGUCGACUAGUCAAUCAUCUCCCGAUACAGCUACCGCCGACACAUCUACAGCAGUUACAGACACAGACAAGGACACGUCUACAUCUACUAGCUCGCUCUCGAGUUCAUCUCCUGCUGCGACGACGGGUGACACAGGCACGUCUGCAUUUACCGUUUUGCCUUCUAGUGCAGGAAACGCUGUUCUCAAUCAGCUUCCUCAAUCGACUAGUCAAUCAUCUCUUGAUACGACGACCACCGAUACAUCUGCAGCAAGCACAGACAUCUCUACGCCAAUAGAUUCGCCCUCUAGUGAGGGCACUGAUGUUGCCUACCAGGUACAUCAAUCAACUAGUCAAACAUUAUCUGAUACAACAACAAUCGAGAUAUCCACAGACGAUGUAGACACAGACACAUCUGAAUCUAUAGUUUUAACUUCUACUGAGGAUACAGAUGUUACCUAUCAGGCAGAUCAAUCGACUAGUCAAUCCUCUGGUGCCAUGACUACCGACCCAUCAACAGGCACAGGCAUUUCUACAUAUACAGAUUUACCUUCUAGUUUAGAUAACCUCUUUAUCAGUCAGACGGAUGAAUCGACUAGUCAAACAUCAUCUGAUGUAACGACAACCACAAUAUCUACAACCGACACAGACACAGACACGUAUACAUCUACAGUUUCACCUUCUCCUGUAGGUGGUGUUGUUGUUAAACAGCUGUCCCAGUGGGUGACCGUCACCUCAUACGAUGCAACAGUUUCAGCCGCGGCUACAGUCAGUUUUACUCCUUCUCUCGCAGAGCAGACGGGCACUGUUAUUGUGUAUGAGCCACAACAGUGGGUGACUGUCACGUCCUAUGGAGUUGUCCCAGCUCCAUACACCACCACCAUGCCUCAGUUCGGUCCGGUCGAAACUGUGACCGUCGUGGUCGUGGAGCCACAGUCAUACGUGACAAUCACUCGAUACGGAAGUGUCACAGCUUCGGCUUUGGCAACCGAGAGUUCUACUGCCCCCCAGAGCGUUAUGACCGUAUUUGUUGAUCUUCCUCAGUUGUAUACAACUAUCACUAGCUAUGCUUCCUUCUCUACACCCACGACUACAACUCAUUCGACUUCCCGUGAAGGAGAUGUCAUGACAGUGGAGGUGGAUCUUCCUCAGCUCUAUACAACUGUGACCAGGUAUGGCUCGAUUUCCACGCCUAGCACAACGACAUAUCCAGUCUCCAAUGCCGGAGAUGUUAUUACAGUAGUAGUUACUCUACAACAACUGUAUACUACUGUUACGAGUUAUGGUUCAUUUUCUACACCUAUGACUACAACAUAUCCGGCCUCUAGCGAAGGAGACACCAUGACCGUGGAGAUCAACCUCCCUCAACUCUAUACAACAGUUACAAGCUAUGGUACUUUCACUGCACAUGGGAUAAAAACAUACCCUGUCUCUCUCGCAGGCGACGUCAUCACUAUUGAGGUCGACCUACCGCAGUUAUACACAACAGUCACAAACUACGUUCCAGGUAUCACUGCCCCAGCGGCAACAACCCUGCCAGAAUCUGCUGCUGGUGAUGAUAUCACUGUGCUUCUCGAUCUUCCGCAGUCGUAUACAACUGUCACGUCCUAUGUCGACACUGUGACUUCACCUUUGACUGCAACAUACCAGCCCUCUAUUCCUGGCGACAGUGGUACUGUUGUAGUUGAGAUUCCCCAGGUGUACACUACAGUCAGAAGCUACCGCCCGGACAUCACCGCUCCUGAAACAACGACUUUGCCAGCAGCUACGGCAGGAGAUGUCAUAACUGUACUCCUUGAUCUUCCACAGUUUUACACGACAGUCACAACUUAUGUUGACAGCCUCACUACACCUUCAACUACUACAUAUCAACCUUCUCUUGAAUGGGACUUUGUCACUGUCAUGGUCAAGAUCCCUCAGGUAUACACCACUAUUACGAGCUAUGGCACCUUUGCUUCUCCUUUGACAACGACGUUACAGCCAUUGACUGCGGGAGACGCUUACAAAGUGUUGAUCGAUCUUCCUAUCUCAUAUUUAACUGUCACAAGCUACGGCUCCUUUACCCAGCCUACGACUACCAUUUCGGCGCCUUCUGAUGGCUUAGCUGCUGUUGUUGUUGGACAUCCUCAACGAUAUACAACCAUCACUAGCUAUGGCUCUUUUACAACUGCUGCAACUACGACACUGGCGCCCUCUGUCCCUGGCAGCGAUGCUACUGUUCUUGUUCAAGUAUCACAGUCGUAUACGACCCUGACCAGCUACGGGGAUUUCACAGGACUUUUAACCACAACACUAGACCCGUCUGGACCUGGUCCUGUGACUACUGUUGUCGUCAACGUCCCACAGCUGUAUACAACAGUGACAAGCUAUGGUCUUUUUACAGCAGAUGUAACUACAACGAUCGGACCCUCUAUGCCGGGAGCUCUUGGUAAUGUUUUUGAGCAGGUGCCGCAGUCAUACACAACUGUGACUACAUAUGGAACUUUCACCACUCUUGAGACUUCAACAUUACAAGACCCUGUACCUGGUCCUCUAGCUACUGUUAUCGUUCAGGCCCUGCAGCCAUAUACAACUGUUACGAGUUAUGAGUUCAUCUCAGCUGCUACAACUACAACCGUGCCGCUCGCGUCUCAAGACGUCGUUGCCACUGUUCUCAUCCAGCUCCCCCAGCCAUGCACUACAGUGACUAGCUAUGGAUCUUUCACUACCCCUGUAACUAGUACUGUAACACCUUCUGCACCUGGCAGCCUGGCAACUGUUGUUGUUGGACUUCCUCAGCUAUACACAACCAUCACCAGUUAUGGCUUCAUCACCUCAGCAGCAACUGCUACCUUACAACCAGCCUCACAAGGUGGUGUAGCUACGGUUGUUAUCAAAGCCCCUCUGUCUUAUACAACUUUAACGACUUACGGGGCUUUCACAACUACGGCAAUUACCACCAUGGCCCCUGACUCUCAAGACAGUGUGGCGACUGUAGUUGUUCGAGUUCCCAAGUCUUACACGACUCUAACUACUUACGGUUCCUUCACCGGUAUAGCAACUACAACCUUGGAGCCAGCCUCUCAGGGAGAUUCUGGCACCGUGGUUGUACAAGUUCCUCAGCCAUACACGACCCUAUUCAAAUACGGUUCCUACAAGACGGGGGCAACUACUACCAUGCCACCAGCUUCUCAAGGUGAUCCUGCCACUGUGAUCGUUCAAGUCGAGGCGUCGUAUACAACGGUGACGAGCUAUUCCACUGGGUUCACAGGCUCGAGCACAUCCACGGGGCCUGUACCAACAGACGGUUUACCUGCGACUGUAUGUGUUGUCCUUCCUGCCGUUGGCACUCAGGUCGCGGACCAGACAUGCGACAAUACAGGCUUGGAAUACGCCAUUUACACCCACAAUUAUUACAAUUCCGACGCUCCCAAUUAUUCAUCCUUCGAUGCUGAAUCUUUCAAGACUAGGCUACCGACUUUUACUGGUAUUACAGACCGAAUUGGCAUCGAAGAGGUUGGUGGAGGAACGUCGGGAAAUUCCUAUACUCCCCAAAGUAUUUAUCCCCUCUCACCGAUUCAGUGGUGGCAGUACAAAGCAGUCAACCAUCGAGCAUUCUUAUACGCACCCAUCAGCGGGGUAUAUUCCAUCAUAGUUCCAUACUCUGAUGAAAUCACGUUGGUCUGGUUUGGUGACAAGGCAAUGACUUCGUGGACGCGUAGUAAUGCCGAUUUGGAGCAGGGCUAUUCUUGGGGACCGUCGGCCUCCAAGACCUACAAACUUCAGCUCACAGCGGGUACUUACACCCCGUUUCGUCUCUUGUGGGCUAAUGCGCAGGGAGACUAUGGCAUGAUUGUCACUGUUACAGCGCCAGAUGGAACCGUCAUUGUUGAUGGAUCGGGGUCCAAGAAUGACUAUUUUGUUAGAUUCACUUGUGAUCAUCUCAGCCUGUCAUUCCCCAGUUUCGGAAGCGGUGGUUAG